Oncorhynchus kisutch (coho salmon) is the source of this 3577-nucleotide messenger RNA. RefSeq names its product beta-2-syntrophin-like. Bases 192 to 1952 code for a protein of 586 amino acids. Gene Ontology annotation, cellular component: intracellular anatomical structure; synapse; dystrophin-associated glycoprotein complex. The transcript is spliced from 7 exons. Gene Ontology annotation, molecular function: structural molecule activity; protein binding. Lineage: Eukaryota; Metazoa; Chordata; Actinopteri; Salmoniformes; Salmonidae. The record is from RefSeq and is a predicted model, not a curated record.
CAGCGGGCUUAAGCGCGCUCAAUAAUAAGGGAGAGAGUCCGUCAGAGGCAACUGUUUUCCCUUCAGUUUUCCACCAUCUGUGCGUAAGUGGGUGUGUCAAAUGUAGGGUAGGCUAGCGCUUGGGUACGCGCUCUGAAAAGAAGAAAAAGUUCAUAAUGAGUUUAGUCUGAAACCCGCCCCGGAUUUACAGGAUGGCUCUCUGGACACGAGCGGGCAAAAAUGGUCAAUUAGACCUUUUGCUCCGGGACCGCUGGAUUCGGGUAGCGGGCGAAUUGACCAUUGAGACUUUCACAUUAACGGCCGAAGCAGAGAUAAGUGGGCACGCGAACAACUUGCAUUGCAACAAUUCAGCGGACCUACGAAAUGGAAUAUCAAACGGAAACGACCCAGGGUUAACGUCGGGAAAUUCGAACCAUGGUCAAAUCUCGAACCCAGAACAACAUCCGAACCAUGGUGCGCUAGGACGAAGCAGUAGCCCAGCGCACGGGGGAAUCAACAGGGGUCACUACGAAGGUUUUAGCGCAGGCUCUAGCAAGUAUAAUCGUGAUAACGGUACGAACUCUGAUUUUGGCAGCCCGGGGUCCAGUUACGGUAGUCCUAGAUCUAGCUUCAGUUCCAGGCAUGGCGAAACUUCCAUCAAUUUAGAAUCCUGCGCAUCGGAAGCUGUGCGUAAAGUUCGAGUUGUAAAACAAGAGUCGGGCGGGUUGGGGGUCAGCAUCAAGGGGGGUCGGGAAAACCGAAUGCCCAUCCUAAUAUCCAAGAUCUUUCCCGGACUUGCAGCAGAUCAGAGUCGAGCUCUUCGGGUCGGUGACGCGAUACUGUCAGUCAAUGGAAAUGACCUCAGGGAGGCUACGCAUGAUCUAGCGGUGCAGGCUCUAAAAAAGGCCGGGAAAGAGGUUACGCUUGAGGUGAAAUAUAUCAGGGAGGUUUCCCCACUGUUUAAGAAGCCGUCCUUGGUAGCAGACCUACCGUGGGAUGGGGUGCGUCCUCAAUCCCCCAACUUCAGUGGCAGUGAGGACUCGGGGUCCCCCAAACACAGCGGGGCCAAGGACCGAAAGGUCAUCCCCCUCAAAAUGUGCUUCAUCAGCAGGAACCUGACUAUACCUGACCUGGAGAACAGGCUCUUGGAACUGCACUCUCCUGAUGGCCAGCACACGGUGGUGCUGCGCUGUAAGGACAGCCCCAGCGCCCAUUCCUGGUUCACAGCCAUCCACACCAACAUUGCUUCCCUGCUGCCCCAGACUUUGGCCCACAUCAACUCCUACCUGGGCUCCAUCACCACGGGGUCACACCCCCAACUCAAACAUAUCAGCUGGCUGGCAGAACAGGUCCAGUUGGAUGGUGGGCGGCACCAGUUCCGACCAAUCGUCAUGGCACUGACAGAGAAAGAUAUCCUGCUGUUUGAAUCAGUCCCAUGGAACCGUGAAGCAUGGUCCACACCCCUGCUCACACACCCACUACUCGCCACAAGACUGGUGCACUCUGGCAGUGCCCGCAGUUCCCCGGCGCAGGGGGCAGACCUGGUGUUUGCCACACGGACAGGUACAGGGCGAGGCAUUGAAUCCCAUGUGUUCCGGGUGGAGACGCACUGGGACCUAUCCUCGUGGACCCGGGCCCUGGUGCAGGGGGGGCAUUCUGCUGCAGAACUGAUUAAGGAGAUCUCCAUUGGUUGCAUGCUGAACAGGCAGGACGUUCGCCUCACGCUUCAUUAUGAGAAGGGCUUCACUGUGACCCGGGAGUCAAGGGAGCCUGCAGUGGGCACUGUGCUCUUCAGAUACCCCUUCGAGAAACUCAAGAUGUCCACAGACGAUGGGAUCCGCAACCUUUACCUGGACUUUGGAGGUCCAGAGGGUGAAAUGGUGUUUGACCUGCACUCUGGCCCCAAGCCCGUGGUGUUUGUUCUUCAUUCCUUCCUGUCGGCCAAACUGUCUCGUCUGGGCCUGCUGACGUGAAGAGGCUGGGGUCAGGCACAUCAACAAAUAUUCCUCUUUUUACUAUGCAUCAUUCAUCACAAGCGUUCCAAUGUAUAUGUGCUCUUUUUAUGCAUGUACUUUGUUCUUGUCAGUUGAAUGAGUGAUUUUUGUGAAGAACAGAGUAUGUAUUUGUUCAUCUAAGUAUGUGUAAAUGCGAUUGGGUUUGCAAGUUGUUGAUUGAGUGUAAAUGACCAAGAGCAUACUGCCAGUGUGAAUGGGUUUAUACUUUUGCAUUUGUGUUGGCUUUAUAGUGCAUGUUACCCAAAAACAGAUAAUCUAGCACAUUAUCUAAAAUGACUUAUAAUCAGGAUUGCCAACUGUGCCUUGUUACAUGUAGUGAUAAAUGCUAUUUUUAUUGUGUAAAAGUUAUUUGUCUUCAAAAGCUAAUAGGUUUUAAAGCAAAGUAAGCCUUAAACAUGCACAGCAAUAGUAUUAUUCUUAUACUGUAAACAUGUUAUUUCUGUAUUGUUUAUUCUUUGUAUGUAUAUCCUAUGUUUAGCAUGACUUGACUAUGGAAAAAGUUCUUCUUUUGGAGCAUUUACAAAAUCACGGUGUAACACCAGUGACCUCUAUGUUACCUGCCUCACCCUUCCCUCCAGUAGGCUAGCCACACCGCCAAACCAUUGUCCCAUGCUGCCUGAGAACACCACUUCCCUUAACCACUCCAUUCUGCAUUGGCCUUAAGCCAAGUCUUUCUAUUAGAGUUCAUGAUAUGAGGUCAUACCUAAGCUUCUCUGCCUUUCUACUCUCUUCUUUUUCUGUGUUUCCUGUGGAAGUUCCUCAUACACACCAUGCAAACAUGAGAUGUACUGUCAAUAUGCAUCCACAGUAAAGUCCCUGAGGGGUCUGGGUCAUGUUUUUGCCCUAUUAUCAUAUUAAAAUAAGCAAAAUACUUAAAGAACGUUCAAAGAUGUUCAUUCAGAACUAUGAUAUCUGGGAAAAUGUCAUUUCAGCUGCAUUAUGGCUCAUUUGUCUCAAGCCUUCUCUCUCUGUCUCAUCUUCAAAACAGGCUUCAGGUCCAGUUAGUAAAAGCUUUGGAUACUUUUAAUAGCACAAAUAGGAUGCAAUUAUUUUGUUUUAUCCCUGUGUAAGCUUAUCAUGCUGUAUGUUACCACUGGCUCUGAUUGCUACAUUAUGUCAUGGCUCUUCUUCGGACCCUGCUUGACCACAUGAUCCCCCAGCUUGACUUAAUAUGUAAGCAGAUACUGUAAGUGCCUAGUUGAUGCUGCCAAUUGUAUGUCUGAACUCUAUCCCACUUCAGUCUCUGUACUUUUAAUAAUUUGUAGGUAUCAAUACACAUCUGUCAAACAUUGUUUAAAAAAAAUGUUUAUCAUAUCUUUCUUCCAUUUUGUUUCGAGCAAUGUACUGUUCUUGCAAAGCAUUUUUUUUUAAAGAAAGAGUGUUGAACCAAAUGUAUCUGUGGUAGCUUUGCGUUUGACACAAUCAUUUAGCAGGACCGCAUUGAAGAAACAUUGCUGCGGCAAACCUGUUACAUGCUAAGAAUUUUAGACUCCCAAGCCUGCACUCUAAAAUAUAUACGCAAUGUAUGAUCAUCUAAAAUGUAAAUAUCUAUAAGAAUAAAAUCUGUUAAUGGCCAGCUGUAA